This is a messenger RNA of Penicillium nucicola, 381 nucleotides long. RefSeq names its product TOM13-domain-containing protein. The coding region runs from base 1 to 381 and encodes 126 amino acids. Lineage: Eukaryota; Fungi; Ascomycota; Eurotiomycetes; Eurotiales; Aspergillaceae. Gene Ontology annotation, biological process: mitochondrial outer membrane translocase complex assembly; protein insertion into mitochondrial outer membrane. The transcript has 2 exons. Gene Ontology annotation, cellular component: mitochondrial outer membrane. The record is from RefSeq and is a predicted model, not a curated record.
AUGGCCUCCGAUGCCGCCGCCUCGCCGGCCGAGCUCUAUGACUCUGCCAUGACUGUCCCCUCAGACUCCGAGAACUACUCUACCAACCAUGAGAUGUCUUCUUCCUCCACAAGCUCGCCGAUGAUUCUCUACAAGCCGCCAACCAUCUUGGGUAUCCUCCGAGGAGCAGCUAUCAACCUCUUCCUCCCCUUCGUCAACGGCCUCAUGCUUGGAUUUGGCGAGUUGUUCGCACACGAGGCUGCCUUCCGACUGGGUUGGUCUAACACCAAGAUCUUCCCUACAUAUCGUCGCUCAGUGGGACCUGGAGUUGAGCUUCGGGAGCUUCCCUCAGAGCGGAGACGCGCCCCUGCUGGACUGAAGGACACUACAUCUCUGGAAUAA